GCCCCAGAAUCGUUUCAUUCCUCCACAGAUUUGUUUGUGUGAAUACGUGGAAACUCGCCACAAUUCACCACUGCACUAAAUUACACUUCGGGAACAGUCUAGCCGGUGUAUGUCCGGUGACAGUGGGACAACUCCCCCGCGGACGUGGACGUGGACGUGGUCAGUCGGCGUGUCCCGACCCAGUUGACGGACAUCUGUGCAAUCCUAUGAUACCUCCGAAUCAUUUCCACUCGUUUUGCCCCCAACGCUGCGCGGCCAACUUGGGACACUUUCACGCCACGAAAACGCCGUGAAGUUGAAGACACUGCCAAAAUGUCCGUGGCAGGCUUGAAGAAGCAGUUUUAUAAAGCGAGUCAGAUGGUGAGUGAGAAAGUUGGCGGCGCUGAAGGAACCAAACUUGAUGACGACUUCAGAGAUCUGGAGCGGAAAGUGGACGUGACCAGUAAGGCUGUCGCAGAAAUGAUCUCCAAAACAUCGGAAUAUCUCCAGCCCAACCCUGCAUCGAGGGCCAAACUAUCCAUGUUGAACACCAUGUCGAAAAUCCGCGGUCAGGUGAAGAACCCCGGCUACCCCCAAGCCGAGGGGCUUCUGGGAGAAUGUAUGACCAAGUAUGGAAGAGAACUGGGAGAGGAGACUAACUUUGGUGGCGCACUCGUGGAAGUCGGGGAAGCCAUGAAGAGAAUGGCGGAAGUCAAAGACUCGCUAGACAUUGACGUCAAACAGAACUUCAUCGACCCAUUGCAAGGCCUCUGCGACAAGGACCUCCGAGAAAUUCAGCACCACCUCAAGAAGCUGGAAGGUCGCCGCCUGGAUUACGACUACAAAAAAAAGCGGCAGGGCAAAAUUCCCGAUGAGGACAUCCGACAGGCCCUGGAGAAGUUUCACGAGUCGAAGGAAGUCGCAGAGACCAGCAUGUAUAACCUGCUGGAGACCGACAUUGAGCAGGUGAGCCAGCUCUCGUCUCUGGUGGAAUCUCAGCUGCAGUAUCACCGGCAAGCAGUCCAGGUCCUGGAGGAGCUGUCUGACAAGCUCGGAGAAAGGAUGACUGAGGCCCAGUCCCGACCAAGACGCGAAUACACACCCAAGCCCAAACCUUUGUUUGACUUCGGAGAAGACAACCACUCCAACGGGGGCUACACCACCUCAAUGGCCCCGCCGCCUUCUCGCAACUCAGCCCCGGAGCAGCCCAGCUGCAAGGCGCUCUACGACUUUGAGCCAGAGAACGAGGGCGAACUGGGCUUCCGGGAGGGCGACAUCAUCACGCUGACCAAUCAGAUUGACGAGAACUGGUAUGAGGGGAUGCUCAACAGCCAGUCUGGAUUUUUCCCCCUCAACUACGUGGAGGUGCUGGUUCCGUUGCCCCACUAAGCCAAGAGUGGGUCGGGCGCGGGGCCUCAGACAGACCCGGCGUGGUCCACACGAGAGCCGCUUCCGCUCGGAGGACUGACUCUUAAAUCCUCCCUUGAGUUCUAGACCGAGACAAAGCAAGCACGCAAAGCUCAGGUUGAUGCAAUACUCCCCCAGUUUCAAAUUUGAGCGCCUCAGUGAUGACACCUGCUGGCCACUCUGACAAUUGCUUUUUAUUUUAUUUUUAAAAUCUGACUGAGGUUUUGAACCACACCGUCGCAGCCUAGCGCUUUCUAGCAACAAAUGAUACCUGUGGAAGGCAGUUGAAGCAUUUAUUCCAUAACCUUGAUCGCCGGUUGCAGGUCCAAGUACUAGUCAGCGCUUUGCCCUCACAAGCAACUAAGUGCACUACAAUACAAUACAAUACAUGCUGAUUUAUAUAGCGCUUUCACAACAGCGGCAGCUGUAACAAAGCGCUUAACAAAACACUAGUAGAACGAUUAUCCAUCCACACAGCAGUGAAAGGAAAACCUUCUUUUCUUACGCUUAUUUCCAUGGGCAACCCAUACUAUGAAAACUGCAGGGGCCCCAAAAUUGAACCCUGUGGAGCAGAGUUGGGACUCUGGUUAACCAAGGCCGAACUCAUGUGCAGAAAUGUUUUUUGGAGUGGUGCGCUUACAGAACUAGUACGACACUUGUCCUACUUUUGUCUUGAAUUGUCUUGCUCAGGAUAAAGGGCGUACUCGUACUUGCACCUUAAGCUGGAAAUCAAGAAUAUGGAAAAAAUGGUCAAAGAGCUACCCAUAGCCACCAGAUAGCCUUCAGUGUUUUGGCUUUUCAAUGGUUUUGUCUACAGUGUUUUCUUACAGCAUCUCAGUGAUGCUAGCAUCACUUGACAAGUACACGUUGCCCCAUUUUGUUUCAGUGUGUGUCCUGACCCCUUAUAGAGCCCCUUUUACACACGCGGUGCCUGAAAGGACGACGCUGCUGGCAGCGUUUGUGUCUUUUUGUCCGUAAUGUGAAAUUCCUGCUUCCCUCUUCCAUUUUUUUUUUUUUUGGAGAGGUGCGGGAGUGGCAAAAGUCUCCCUUGCAGGUAUUUCCAAGCUCUGGAUUUUUAUCUCAACUCUUCCUGUGCUUUUAAUACAAGUGGAAUCACCAAAGUGGAACGGCCCAACAGUGAGACAAGUUUUAAAAUAUUGAACACACUUUUAAAAGUAUUCCUCAGCGUAGCAACUAUUUUUACUCUUACGCAGUCCAGAAAUGGGAGACUAUCCUUUAACAUCACUUUCAGGAAAAGACGAUUCGCUCGCAGUCAUCCAAUGUAGAGGUAAAGUGUGCAUGCUUCAAGCUUUUUGUCUUGGAAGUUUACUGUAAAACUGACACACAAACAAAAGCGAGUGAAACAUUGUCCACUGAAACAACAAAACGUUUUACCGAACCACGUCAUCUAACGAAAGUAAUGAUAACGAUGCGAAAGGAAGAGCUAAGACAUGUUAGCGUUGACAUUAAAUUCAUGGACCUCAUGUACAGCAACCAUUUCCGGUGCAAAGACCAGGCGGCAAAAUUGUUUCACCUGAUGUUUUGUAAUAUUCAACACUUUUUAGAGCCGAUGCUUUACAAGGUUGCAAGAAUUUGAAGUUCCUUCACUCACUCCAACAUAGAUAGGCGCUAGGCCCCAAAAUGGUGCCAUGGCAUGUGUUUUAUAUUAGUCAGGGCUUUAGCAGUGGGUCAAACAGAUUGUGUUCCACCCUGGAGCUUCCACUGAACAAGAAUCCAUUUGUGUACGGUUUGAGGAUUCCAAACUCACUCAAAGGGAAAACGAUCAAGGGAAAAAAAACUUUGAUUCGGAUAUGUUUUUACCAUUUUGUCAGUGUUUGUGUAUUUACCAGAGCGCCACUGUGUUUUGGUCCUUGUCUAAUAUGUUUACAAGUGGUAUCAUAGCACUGUGCAUGGAUUGCUUGCUGUUGAAGGAAAAAAAACAACAACAAAAAAUUGCUUUAGAGUGCCUUUUGGAACAGAAAGGUGGGAAACCAAAAACGAAUGGAGUAGCUACUUUAACUAAGUGGUCCACAAUUUCAAACCCGUGGAACUUUUACAACACUACAGCUGUUUCCCUCACAUACACGGAUAACUUUUUUUUUU
Molecule: messenger RNA, 3489 nt
Organism: Hippocampus zosterae (dwarf seahorse)
Lineage: Eukaryota; Metazoa; Chordata; Actinopteri; Syngnathiformes; Syngnathidae
Gene: sh3gl1b
Product: SH3-domain GRB2-like 1b
Exons: 9
Coding region: 313-1368 (351 amino acids)
Biological process (GO): synaptic vesicle uncoating
Cellular component (GO): cytoplasm; glutamatergic synapse; presynapse
Molecular function (GO): protein binding
Source: RefSeq, a predicted model, not a curated record